Molecule: messenger RNA, 4623 nt
Organism: Paramuricea clavata
Lineage: Eukaryota; Metazoa; Cnidaria; Anthozoa; Malacalcyonacea; Plexauridae
Source: the annotation of a GenBank genome assembly
GUUUCACGUGAAAGUCUCAUUUCUCUCCCAACGUGAACGACUUUUGCUCGGAGGUGACGAGAAAAAGAGCUGUAAAAAAUAUGCUUUCCAGAGGCCUCAGUUCAUCGCUAGUCCGUACUUUAGCAAGAACCUCAUUAAGGGUAAGUUACUGCAUAGUUUAGAGUUUUUUAACGGAAAUUGUGCGGCUCGUAUGAGGCAAAAUAUGAAGACAAAUUUUGGCCUUCCUAUUUGCCGGCGUGUAAAUCAAAACUGACCUCUGCUUUAUUCAUUUGCUAAUAUUUUCCGCUUUUCAUGUACUCUAAGUAGCCAAGCGGCUUAAAUAUAUGUGUAUGCAUGUAUAGUUUAUUUUUAAAGAAUUGUAUCCAGUUUACACAAUAUUUAAAAGGUUUAAUGCUGGCUAGUUCAGCCUUGUUGCAAGUCGUACAUAAUUUUUGUAUAGUUUAAAGUUGUAUAUUGUAUUUCUUUGUGGUGUAUACAUUGUACAAACUUGUUGCUUAAUGUUUCAUACUGCUCUAUUUACAUAUGAAACUAGCUUCAGGAAUAAAUGCAUUAAAAAAGUCUGAAAGGCUGCAAUAUUAAGACAAAUUUCAAGUGCACAUGCACAGACUGUAUGUUUUGUAAUAUAAACUUUGUACUUCAGGGGGGCUAUUACCAUUGAAUAUAGAGACCAUACAGAAAGCCGACUCCGCCAAAAUAACGUAACCGUCGGCACGCCAUUAUUCUCGAUGAUUUGUUGUCAAAAUGCACUUGCCAUUGUUCCUAGCCAGUGUACUUAUGAUAAGCAUUCACCCCCCUGAAUGUCUGCCCAUUUUGAAUAUUUUCAGGGGGGUGAAUGACUGAAUGCCUCUUAUAAGCACACUGGCUAGGACAGCAUUGCAGCGGUUACACCAAAAUCAUAAGUCCAAGUUAAUUUCAAAAGCUAUGUCCUAGGUACAAAGUCCUUCCACACACAUUUUGCAAAUGACACAGUCUUGCAGUAGACCAGAUUGAGUGUAAAUUCUCCACUAGAACUUUGUGAUUUUUGUGGCAGGGUUGUGUAAACAAUGUCAAGCCUGCCGUCAGACAUCUUAGCACAACCAGCAGAUGUUUGGCUGGGCCAGGUACCGCCGAAGUUUCAUCAAUUCUCGAAGAAAGGAUAAUUGGCACAGCCACUAAAGCCGAACUAGAAGAAACUGGCCGAGUUCUGUCUAUUGGUGAUGGUAUCGCUCGUGUUUAUGGCCUCAAUAAAAUCCAGGCCGAUGAAAUGGUGGAAUUUUCUAGUGGUUUGAAGGUAAAGAUAACAUUUUAUGCUAAACAUUGAAAAAAAUUAAAAAUUUAGGAAGGAAAUGUCAAAGACUGUCAUUGAUGGAAAGCUAAAUUUGAACUAAAUCUGACCACAGGGGGAAUCGUACCCACAAGUAACUACUUCUGUUGUAUCUGUAUAAUUUACUGAUAUUUAUAAAUAUGCGAUUCUAGGGUAUGGCACUUAAUUUAGAACCCGACAAUGUUGGUGUUGUAGUAUUUGGUAACGACAAACUUAUCAAAGAAGGUGAUGUUGUCAAAAGAACAGGUGCCAUUGUAGAUGUUCCGGUUGGCGAAGACAUUUUAGGGCGUGUUGUGGAUGCUUUGGGUAAUGCUAUCGAUGGUAAAGGUCCAAUCAACUGUACCGAAAGGUAUCGAGUGGGUAUUAAGGCGCCUGGUAUUAUUCCACGUAUCUCUGUAAGAGAUCCUAUGCAGACUGGAAUUAAGGCCGUUGAUAGCUUGGUUCCAAUUGGUCGAGGCCAGCGUGAAUUGAUCAUCGGUGAUAAACAGACUGGGUUGGUAUAUGUAAUUGUUGGCCAUUAGGCAUAAAUUUCAUUCAUCUUGGGUUUUAUCUUUUGUUUUAUAAAAUUUCUAUUACACUAAUGUCACAAUUAACUGUUGUAACUUUAUCUUCUUACAACAGAAAAACUGCCAUUGCUAUUGAUACAAUUAUAAACCAGAAAAGAUUCAACGAUGGUGCCAAUGAUAGUAGGUUUUAAAUUGCAGUAUAAUCUAAAAGUUUGGCACUGCUAUUAAUUUGAAAAUGUUUUGUUGUUCAAAAGUCACUGUCUUUUCAAACUAACUUAAAAAGUAUUUUGUGUUUAUUAUCAGAGGAGAAAUUAUACUGUGUAUAUGUUGCUAUUGGUCAAAAAAGAAGUACUGUCGCCCAGAUUAUGAAGAGAUUAGAAAAUGCAGGUAAUUAUGGAGGAGAUGCACAAGAUUAUUAUUGAGCACAAGUUGAUCUAGCAGCAGAUAUUUGGCUAUCCUCUCAGGGCAUGCUAUACAUUUCAAUUCUAGCAUCGUAUCCACAAGAAAGCAAUUACAUAUGUUUGCCAUUUGCUAAGACUAGAUCAUAGUCACUAGCAGACAAACCAUUUUGUUUUAUGUCAAGUAUGUUUUAUAUGACAGUUACAAAUCAUGCUGAAUGUUUGUCUUUUUUAUGCAACAGAUGCUCUGAAAUAUACGAUUAUCGUGAGUGCGACAGCUUCAGAUGCAGCCCCGCUGCAAUACUUGGCUCCAUAUUCUGGCUGUGCUAUGGGAGAAUUCUUCCGAGAUAAUGGCAAACAUGCCUUGAUUAUUUAUGAUGAUUUAUCAAAACAGGUAGGGCAGGGAACGUCAUGGAUUACUAACUGCUUCUAAUGAAUGACCUGAUUCAUGCUACAGAUGGAAUGCCCAUCAGGACACCUCAUCCAUUAUUGUCCAUUAGGAAUUUUGCAUGGGAGUAAAUUCAAGGUAAGUUUUGAAGGAUUUGUAAGAAAUUUUUGAAGGAGCUGAGUGACACAUUGUUGGCAUGUAACACUAAGUCAGUUCCCUCAAAAUUUCUUAGAAAUCCUUUAAAACUUUACCUUACUCGACAGCCAAGUAGCUAAUUCAUGCUUCAACUUUGAUGCACAAUUUGUCUUAAAUUAACUUGCAACAGCUAACAGUCGUAACAGUUGACCUCAAAACACGACUUGCAGUUUGUGGUCUGCUGUGAACGUCGAUCUUAACGUCUCUAUAUUGAGAUAUGCAAAUAUCAUUACCUAUCACUCUAGGCCGUAGCCUACCGUCAGAUGUCCCUAUUACUGCGUCGUCCACCUGGUCGUGAAGCUUACCCUGGUGACGUAUUCUAUCUUCAUUCACGUUUACUUGAGAGAGCUGCGAAGAUGAACGAUGAUUUCGGAGGUGGAUCUUUGACUGCCUUGCCCGUUAUUGAGACGCAGGUAAAGUAGACAGUUUCUAUAUUGAAAGCUAUGCACACUGUUGUUUUAUUUAUACGAUCCUUGUAUCAUUAAACUGAUUUUGCUAUGGCAGACUCGAAGGCAUGAAAUUCAAAAUUAAGGGUGGAAAAUAACACAGGUUGAAUGACUUUCUGAAUCAACCAUCAUAUAACAUUUCUCAUAACAGCAAUGUCAUCCUGUCGGGAUCAGUGAUUGGAAUGUUUUAUUGUCUUUUUGAAAUCCCACUGUUCUCCAUGCCAUCCAGUCGCGAUCCAGUGAUCAGAUUGAGAAUAUCCCAUUGUCUUUUCAUUGUUUUGAAAAUCUCACUGUUCUCCAUGCCAUCCAGUCAUGAUACAGAAUAUUGCAUUGUCUUUUCAUUGUUUUGAAAAUCAAGUUGAUUGGCUUUCUGAAUCAACUCCAUAAUAUUUUUCUUCAAACAGGCUGGUGAUGUAUCCUCAUAUAUUCCGACAAACGUUAUCUCCAUCACAGACGGACAGAUUUUCUUGGAAACUGAGCUGUUCUUCAAAGGUAUUCGACCCGCCAUCAAUGUCGGGUUGUCUGUAAGUCGUGUAGGAUCCGCUGCACAGACUAAAGCUAUGAAACAGGUAAGGUCUCGUUUUGUUAUUCACGUAUGAAUGAUGUAGCUAUUGGAAAAAUAUAGAAAAUCUUCGAUGUUUCGAGCAUACAUGUAGAUCGUGAUGUGAAGUUAAUAGCCACUAUUCUUAUAUGCAAACAAAGAUGUACAGUAAGACUGGUUGUUUCCAUGAAGAAAUAUCGUUGUUUUUGCAAGUACAGUACCGAAUUAUACAUUUACCGCAAUAUGUGUUAUAAUUUUACCCACCUAGGUUGCAGGUACAAUGAAAUUGGAACUUGCUCAAUAUCGUGAAGUUGCAGCUUUCGCCCAAUUCGGUUCCGAUUUAGAUGCGUCCACACAAGCCUUGUUGAACCGUGGCGUCCGACUGACAGAACUUUUAAAACAAGGACAAUAUGGUAAGGAAUUUCUCUUCUCCUCCUUGGAUUUAAAAUUAACCUCAUAUGAUCAAUCUUUACCUGUUAGGAAUUCCUUCAAGAUUUACAUCAUUGAUUUUCAUUUUAGCUCCGAUGGCAAUUGAAGAACAAGUAGCAGUCAUCUAUGCCGGUGUCCGAGGACAUCUCGACAAGGUCGAUCCAUCGAAGAUCACAGAUUUUGAAGUGGCUUUCCUGAAACACAUCCGAGAUACUCAACAAGAUCUACUCACGACGAUCAGAGUCGAUGGUCAACUCACUCCAGAGAGCGACGAGAAAUUGAAGAAAGUCGUUACGACUUUCUUACAGACAUUUGAAUAAGAACAUUAGAGCGUGUUUGUGAAUGUUUUUCCUUAGGAUGACUUUUCAUGUUUUACAUGUUAUUGAGAUAAUUAUUGUAUUAAAACUAACAAAUUUU